AUGACGCACCACAAACUAACCAUCGAGCUCAUCUACCAAAACUGCUCUUUUGACUUCCCUACAAAUAUGGACUCUAGCGAUCAGCAGAAGUCUGUCGAGCUACUGCGUAGCAUCCUAAAAUGUCUUGAAAACGAGCAGGAUGCACGAGAACAGAGGCACAAGGACCAAAGCCUCGAUCAGCGACGUGACUCCUUUGCCCAGAUUUGCUCUAUUUAUUCUGUCAUUGCUAUCUUUAUUGCUACAUUGGGUGUUGGAUUUCUGUCGUACAUGCACGAUAUCUUUGUCGCUAGACCCGAAGAUACGCAAGGAAAGCUCACGGACCAAGUCAUUACCAUGUGCCUCUUCCUUUCCGUCCUCCUCUCGAUUAGCUCUUCUAUCGCUCUUGGCGCAGGCGCAUCCCCAUCGCUCAUAACCUCCCUCCCCGAAAUACAGAAAAUCGUUGCCAGUGCUGAUCCCCGGUCAAAGCUAGGCAAGAUCCAAAGAUUCUUCUAUUCGAAAAGGAAUUUGUCGAACUGCUCAAUUCAGGAAACCCAAUGUGCAUCUGAGUCUGAAUCUGAAUCAUCUAGCGAAGAGCAAGUAGUACCAAGGUCUCGACUCGAUACGUUCUUGAAUUGGAUGGUUAAAGUCAAAGCACUCCCAUCUAACGAGUUCCAGUUCGUUAUCGGCUUACUCCUCAUUUCCUUACUGUGCAUGUUCGAUGCCCUUGUCUGCAUGGCUAUUGCUGUCAUGACAUUUGGUUGGGCAGAAAUGGGCCUGCCUCUUGGGACUGCUAUGACUGUUAGUAUUGUAUUUCCGUUGGCUGUCGUUGGCUGCGUUGCGGUGAUUUAUAGGUUCACGCUUUCCGGUCGGCAACAAGAAGGUGGAGGUCAUGGGUCUGAGAUGAACAGUGCCGCCUAA
This is a messenger RNA of Fomitiporia mediterranea MF3/22, 897 nucleotides long. RefSeq lists its product as uncharacterized. The record is from RefSeq and is a predicted model, not a curated record. Bases 1 to 897 code for a protein of 298 amino acids. The transcript has 3 exons. Lineage: Eukaryota; Fungi; Basidiomycota; Agaricomycetes; Hymenochaetales; Hymenochaetaceae.